Molecule: messenger RNA, 2901 nt
Organism: Oxyura jamaicensis (ruddy duck)
Lineage: Eukaryota; Metazoa; Chordata; Aves; Anseriformes; Anatidae
Gene: KLF11
Product: Kruppel like factor 11
Exons: 4
Coding region: 80-1663 (527 amino acids)
Biological process (GO): regulation of transcription by RNA polymerase II
Molecular function (GO): RNA polymerase II cis-regulatory region sequence-specific DNA binding; DNA-binding transcription factor activity, RNA polymerase II-specific
Source: RefSeq, a predicted model, not a curated record
GGAGGGGACGGGGCGGGGGCGCCGCGCCGCGCCGUGCCGCCAGCCCGCUCACACCGCCGCCGCCCGCGGUGCCCGCGCCAUGCACGGCUCGCCCUGCCCGGGGAUGGGCGAUGCGGCCGCGGUUGACAUUGUGGACAUCUACGAGUCCAUCCGAGAACGGCAGCGCCACGACAGCGAGAGGUCUUCCUGCGGCACCUUGGAGCAGAAUGACAUCGAAGCUGUCGAAGCCCUUGUUUGCAUGAGCUCCUGGGGGCAAAGAUCGCAGAAGGGUGACCUAUUAAAGAUAAGACCCCUUACGCCCUUCUCGGACUCUGGCGAUUUCACAAUGCACGCAGAGGCUACUUCUGAGUUACCAAAGGACUAUUUAUCCACGCUGUGCAUGACCCCGCCGCACAGCCCGGACUUUGUUGAGAUGUCGGCCGCGAUGCUCCUCUCCUCCCAAGUCACUUACUCCAAGCCGAGGACUGUCAUGGCAAAUACGGCCACCUGCUCACUCACUUCCACCACCGACGCGUCCCCCGUAAGCAAGCCGUCCGUUAUAAGCGUGGAGAGUCGAGUGGCCGAGCCCUCUGCGCCGCAGCCGUGCCGGGCCAUGGCCACAAGCGUGAUCCGCCACACGGGCGAUAGCUCUGCUUACCACCACCUUCCUGCCCCGCACGAGAAGACACAGGCGGCGUCGGGCUGCGGUGCUUCCGCCGAGUGGUGCGGAGCAGCUGACCGAAGACAUUCCAGACCGCCCCAGGACGCCUGUGCUGCUGCUGAUGUCACCAACAAAACCUCUCCGGUGCACCGACCCCAUGCACGUGACUGCGGUGAUCCCGCGACCAAUAAAGGGCAGCUUCCAGCUGGCCCCGCUUCGCCACAGCAACACGUACCAAAGAACUGUGACAGUGACUUGCAAAAAAGAGCUACCCCGGUGACGCCCGCCCCUGUGUCGAGCCCCCAGGUUCUGUGUCAGAUUUCUGUCCCCUUGAGUAGGCAAAGCAGCAUGAUUAACGCCUACGUCAAACCUCCUGCUCCGACGGGCUCGACUCCGAUGAAACCCAUCCUACCGCAGACAGCCCCGCUUUCCCAGCCCGUGCUCAUGGGACCUUCCAUGCCUCAGGGGACUGUCAUGCUGGUUCUCCCCCAGCCUGCUGUCACGCAGGCACCACAGUGCCCGCAAACAGUCGUGACUGUGGGGAGCACCAAGUUACUGCCCCUUGCUCCAGCCCCCGUGUUCAUCGCUUCUGGGCAAAGCUGCACCCCCCAGAUGGACUUUUCUAGGCGGAGGAACUACGUUUGCAACUUCCCGGGGUGCAAGAAAACCUAUUUCAAGAGCUCCCACCUCAAAGCCCACCUCCGCACCCACACUGGAGAAAAGCCUUUCAGCUGCAACUGGGAAGGCUGUGACAAGAAGUUUGCCCGCUCGGACGAACUGUCCCGCCACCGUCGAACUCACACGGGAGAGAAGAAGUUCGCGUGCCCCGUGUGCGAGCGUCGCUUCAUGCGCAGCGACCACUUGACGAAGCACACCCGCCGCCACAUGACCACGAAGAAGAUCCCCAGCUGGCAGACAGAGGUUGGCAAACUGAACAGAAUCGCCACGGUGGAGAAACCGAAAAGCAGCGGCAGCGCUCUCAGUAUGCUCAUCCCCGUGCCGUCAUCUGUCUGCCAGGGGUAGCCUGAGAGAGCGCCGCCUCCACCAGCCUCCUGAAAAUCAGGAAGGGCUCUGCUGGCUGCAAGGGAACUGACAGUGCGACCCUCCUCCCCGAGCGUGUCUGUGCACACUUCAGCUUCCUUCUUUUUAGGUCCUCGGUUAAUAAUGCUAUGUGAGAAAUCUGGCCUGUCUUUCCUCAUCCCUUCCCUAUGUGUUGUUUUUUUUUCCAUUUUGGGGCAAAUGCAAUCACCAGCACUUCAGGAAAGCAGAACUCUUUUUGAAAUGAUUUUGGCAAUAGCUUAAAAUGUCACUUGUAAUGCUUGCUGUUAAUAUUCUGAUGGACAGUGAAACAGGGUGAUUUUUAAUUUUUAUACUAGUGUUUUCUAUACCAAAUAUAUUUUGUAUUUAUUCAUUUUGGUCUCGGUAUGCAGGCAAAUUACUUGACCUGCAUUAGUAGGGGUGUGCAGGAUGAGACCCAGGGCUUUGGAAACUAUUUUUCAGGAAGCCUCAAGAAACGCAUUCAGAGCAUUUUGUAAACUCAUAAUGUUUGAAAACUCAGUGUUUGGGAUUCUCACACUUGGGGAUCCCGCUCCUGCAGCGGGCUGGUGCUGUUACACCCUCCUUGUGCAGUUGGCAUUGGAGGUUUGAGAAUUUGAGAUAUAAGUGUGUCAUUGUUUCAAAACACAACAGAAUGAUUGCAGAAUAAAAGUCUUGAGGAUUUCAGCCUCACCCAAGUUCAUACCCUUUGCGAGUGGGAGAUGCUGUGACUUUUGGUAAAGCUCGAUGUGCUGGGCCUUCCCGAGUCCACGCUCCACCUCAGCAAAGCUGGGAGGAGCCAGACUGUUCUGACGGAUCUGCUCCAACGGAUGCAGAAGCACGAAUACUGUUGAGCAGCCUUGACACUAAAAAUGACCCUUUUGGUCCCACUAAACCAGCGUAUCAAAAUCUACUGAAAAAAUGCAAAAAGGGCAAGAUAACCUGUGAAUAAUUUGCUGGGUCUCCAGGGGUGGUUUUUUUUUGAAUACAGGAGAAACGAGAAAUUAAGUUUGUUAUGUAUUGUGGAUGCUUAUGCACCUUAUAGGAAACUGUUCCAGGCUUUCAUUUACCUGUAUCGAAGCACCAGAGGAAAUACUAAUCGUGUCUCAACUUAAAAAACAGCCACCGUGUCAACCCGAUGAUGCUCUCUAUGUGGCCUUAUACUCCCCCCAGUACUUUGUAUGAAAUCACCCUUUUCUAUUAAAUGGAAUACUCUCCCCGCUGAA